Molecule: messenger RNA, 420 nt
Organism: Aspergillus oryzae RIB40
Lineage: Eukaryota; Fungi; Ascomycota; Eurotiomycetes; Eurotiales; Aspergillaceae
Exons: 3
Coding region: 1-420 (139 amino acids)
Source: RefSeq, a predicted model, not a curated record
AUGGAUCUCGUCACCAAAUGGGGCCAUUUCAGUAAGGAAUACAAGCAAAGGAGAAAAUCCACGUCCUCCACCGAAGAACAUAAGGGCGGCGAGGAACAUAAGGGCGGCGAGGAACAUAAGGGCGGCGAAGAACAUGAGGAACAGCGGGCGUUCAACUGGCUUUUGGGAAAAUUCGGCCGUCCUCACAAUGAUCAUCCUGAUAGGAGAUCGAGUGGUGCGGGGAACAUGGCAACAGAUAUCGAUGAAUGGAGACGCAGCCAGAAGAAGUCGACUUCGUCUCAGCAAGGAGUCCCUGAUCUGAAGUCCCAGGAAGGGGUCUCGGAUUUGCGACCUCAGGAAGGUGUUUCUGAUUUGCAUCCUCAGGAAGGAAUUUCCGAUUUGCGGACUCACGAACAGGUCUCUGAUUUGCGGCGUCAAUGA